Poeciliopsis prolifica (blackstripe livebearer) is the source of this 1941-nucleotide messenger RNA. RefSeq names its product TATA box binding protein (Tbp)-associated factor, RNA polymerase I, B (gene taf1b). NCBI's taxonomy places the organism in Eukaryota, Metazoa, Chordata, Actinopteri, Cyprinodontiformes, Poeciliidae. The transcript has 15 exons. Gene Ontology annotation, molecular function: RNA polymerase I core promoter sequence-specific DNA binding. Bases 99 to 1841 code for a protein of 580 amino acids. Gene Ontology annotation, biological process: nucleolar large rRNA transcription by RNA polymerase I; RNA polymerase I preinitiation complex assembly. Gene Ontology annotation, cellular component: RNA polymerase I core factor complex; RNA polymerase transcription factor SL1 complex. The record is from RefSeq and is a predicted model, not a curated record.
CAAAGAAGAAGAAAUACAAACUCCUCCACAUGAUAGCGCGACUGCGACAUUAAAAGCUGAUCAAAUCAAUACGUAACCGAUUCAUUUGAACUUUCACUAUGGAUGAAGAGGAAGCGGACGAAUACAAGGAGCCCUGCAAUCAGUGUUCAGCUGUGGACUGGGGCAUCUCAGACGAGGGUCGCUUCUACUGCAGGUCCUGCCACAAUGUCAUCGAGAGAACCAGAGAGGUGGUGGACAUGCCGUUUGCUGGCAACGCCAACAGAAUUUCCCGGAUCACCAGUCAAUCCGGAAUCAGGAAAACGGAGUGCGGCUACGUCUGGAUGCUGUGCGAAGGUUUCCAGUUCAUCCUGCAGAACCAGGCCGACGCUCUCCUCAGACUGGGAGUCACUCCUGGGUUUAAGGAUGACGUUUUGUGUCAGAUGUGGAGAAUUUAUCUGCAGAAGACCCAGCAGGGAUACACCAGAAACCCAAUCAGGAGUUCAAGAUUCAGAGGGGCUGCGUUGGACACGGACCUGGACAGCGCCGCGGAAUCGGUUCUGUCUGAUACUUUCACCGACUCCGGGUCGGUUCUGAACAGCUCCGCUGGCUCUAAUGCAGAGAGCUCCAGUGAUUGGCUGGGAUCGGACUACAGCAGCACAAGCACCUCGGCGUCAUUGAAAUGGAGCCGCAACCUGAUGACCAUGAAGACGACUCUGGUUCUGAUCCACCUGGCUCUGGUCUGGAGCCGCGAAGCUCUGACGCUCAGCGACCUGCUCAGGCUGGUGAAAGAAGGUCACGUCCCGUAUGUGACGGCGUACGAGGAUCUCCCAGAAGAGAUGAAGCUGCAUGGUCCCGAUGCUCUUCUUUUCCACGUUGAGAGGAUCCCGUCUCACCGCUCGGUCCAUAAAGAAGCGCAGGUUCUGGUCCAAUUACUGCAGCUUCCUGCUUUUCCUCCAGUAGUCCCAGAAGCAUUGCUCCACCCGGCGCCGCUCAGCCUGCGCUACCUGACCGACGCCAACCUCCCCGACGAGCUGCACAGGUGGGUCUGCGUCCUGAUGGACCGCGCAGGUAUGGCGGAUCCGAAGCGCCACACGUUGGACGGCGAGUCGCGUCCCGUCCUGCCGCGGUACGACCUGCAGGCCGCCGCGCUCAUCAUCGUCACCAUGAAGGUGAUGUUUGGCCUGGACGAUCACACCGAGUGGGAUUUAUCGAACAAGACUGGUUCCCAUGACAAUACAGGAGACCUGUUCAGCUUCAGGAAGUGGUACAAACUGGUUCAGGCUGCUUUCAUGGAGGCCCAGCAGAGGAGGAACCAGGACAUGGCCAGGAAACAGUGGAAAGGAAAGAAACUGUUCUUCGUGGACAAGAAAGACAGACUUUACGUGACAAAGAGGAGAAGAAUCUCAGAGAACAUCCAGAUGUGUUUAAAGAGGCUGUCUUCUUGUCCGGCGGGCGUCCAUUACGACGGUCCUUCCAGCUUCCAGUUCUGCUGGAGCGACGAGGACGGAUCCGACGGGCCCAGUCUGCACCACACCAAGUUGGAUAGCAUCGUCUCUCUGAGUAACGGAUUCAUGACUCCCUGGAACCACAACUACUGGCAUCCGCCGCUGCGACGCUGCAACCCCCGGAGUUGCACCAGUCAUUACCCCAACAUGGAGCCCACGCUGCCGCGCUCCUUCGUCUGGCUGCUGCAGCUCUUCUCCUUCAUGCUGGAUGUGGAGGCCUGGUAUCUGUUCGACGAGGUGCUGGAGGUGGAGAGGCGCGUCUUUGCCACCAGAAUGCCGCACAUUGGUCAACGUCCCGAGACCAGGAAGUGGCUCAGGACUGAGGAAACAAACACAUCGCAAAAACCCAGAAGCUGAAGAAAUGGAAUAAACAUUAGAUUUUUCUGCACAAUAGAGAUAUUUUUUCAUCAAAACCUGAAAUAUUCUACCAGAACUGAUAAAGAAAAGUGGAAAAAUG